AUGAGUAGGAGAAAUGGAAACGGACCGAAACUCGACCUGAAGCUGAACUUAUCGCCUCCGAGGGCGAAUCAGCGAGUAGAGUCGCCGAGCCGAUCAGCGACAGUGUCACCGCCAAGCUCAUGUGUGUCAUCAGAACUGAACCACCAAGAUGACAAUACUCUGAGAUACUCUAAUAGCCCUGAAGCUACUUCCAUGGUGGUUGUAGGGUGCCCAAGGUGCCUUAUGUAUGUGAUGCUUUCUGAGGAUGAUCCCAAGUGUCCCAAGUGCAAGAGUACUGUGUUGCUUGAUUUCCUGCAUGAGAACACAGUUCAACCAAGGAACAGUUAGAGCAAAAUAGUAGAAUUUCUUAUGCUGAUUCUGCUGCUAUUAGGAUUAUUAGACUCUCUAUAUCCUAUUUUUCAUUUCUUUUUUUAAUUAUCUCAAGUAGUGCUAUUUAGGCUGCUUUAUUUUGUUUCAUGCUAGAAAAAAAAUUGCAGCAAAAUAGCACUACUUUGUGUUUUUUUUUUUUGGUUUCUUUCUAGUCAUAGAACAAAGAAUUGUGGGCUUUAUAUGAUAUAUGAACGCAGAGGAAGUGUGUCUGUGUAUCAUUGUGAGUUCAGCUUUCUACCCAAUGUAAGCUGAUUAGUUGCAGCUAAAUGUACCCAAAUUUUCCUAUGAAUAUUGGGUAUAUAUAUUAUCAUCUUGCUAUGAUUUCAUCUU
Molecule: messenger RNA, 699 nt
Organism: Mercurialis annua (annual mercury)
Lineage: Eukaryota; Viridiplantae; Streptophyta; Magnoliopsida; Malpighiales; Euphorbiaceae
Product: protein GL2-INTERACTING REPRESSOR 1-like
Exons: 1
Coding region: 1-327 (108 amino acids)
Source: RefSeq, a predicted model, not a curated record